Messenger RNA from Coniosporium apollinis CBS 100218, 1065 nucleotides. RefSeq lists its product as uncharacterized. Gene Ontology annotation, cellular component: multimeric ribonuclease P complex; ribonuclease MRP complex. The transcript is spliced from 5 exons. The record is from RefSeq and is a predicted model, not a curated record. Gene Ontology annotation, biological process: endonucleolytic cleavage in ITS1 to separate SSU-rRNA from 5.8S rRNA and LSU-rRNA from tricistronic rRNA transcript (SSU-rRNA, 5.8S rRNA, LSU-rRNA); tRNA 3'-end processing; tRNA 5'-leader removal. Gene Ontology annotation, molecular function: ribonuclease MRP activity; ribonuclease P activity. NCBI's taxonomy places the organism in Eukaryota, Fungi, Ascomycota, Dothideomycetes. The coding region runs from base 1 to 1065 and encodes 354 amino acids.
AUGUUCACUUUCUCCAAAGAUGAGCAGGCAAGCUCGAAAUGCUAUGUCGCAUACAGUACCAGCUCUACACCGAAGAACGACCAAUUGCCAGCUGCGAAGAAGAGGCCGUUUACAACUAUUGCCUCGCAUCCGUUUUCUCACACAGUUGAACUGAUACUACCUGAGGAGCUAUACGAGAGUACCCGGCAUGUGCUCGACGGAUGUAUGCUCCGUUAUUCCCGUGUGAUUAUGUCUCUGAGUGAGAUUAUCACGGGUGACUUCUUCAAUCACUACAUCAAAACAGGAAACAUUUUGAUGCUGUCCGAAGGAAGACCAACAGUUGACAAUAUCUUUUCCCUGCGAGAUGGUGUUCUUAGGCUAGAGCUUGAUAAGCCAACAUACGAGCGUUGCGGCCUGGCUGGCAAACCUAUUCCGGACGGCGGCAGAAAGCACACGAAAUCGCGCUAUGGCGGGUUCACCUUUCACCCAUCAUCUCUCGGACUUGUUGAGCUCAACCUUCGUCUCCCAUCCAUGCUGCACGGCAAGAAGGGGUUCGAGCGUAUCGUCUGGGCUUUCAAGAAUGUUCUCACCCAAUCAGUGACCUGGCUUUUCUACGACUUGCAGGACAGAAAUGCCGUGGGAGGACCCAUCUCCAAGCAUCACCCGAUUCCUAAAACCGUCACACCAACCAUCACACGCAUGCCCAAGGUGCUUGUGCCCUCGUUCAAAUCUGUGCAUGACCUUCUUUCGCCGCAGAACGCCACGGAUCUACUGGAGUGGAUCGGUCUGCUUUCUUUGCGCUCCGCACGAGUCAAUGCCAACGAUAACAUCGACUCAUACUUGAGCCGUUACGAGGUGCCCUCCUUCGCUGCGACUGGGUCCGAUGGGCCCCUCGCUUCCAGGAAUCUAGUUCGAUUACGCUGGCAUGGAUUCACAGAUCCUGGAUUUAUGAGGGCCAUGUGCAUUGUUCCAGUGGGAACAUCAGAACAUCACUGGCUCGCAGUGAAUGUAUCUUGCUUCGACGGGGCGGCCUAUACGGUCUUGCGAGUUGGGAAAGAAGACUGCGUGACCUGGGAGUGCGUUUAG